This is a messenger RNA of Mizuhopecten yessoensis (Yesso scallop), 11428 nucleotides long. RefSeq lists its product as uncharacterized. Gene Ontology annotation, molecular function: protein binding; carbohydrate binding. Bases 269 to 10270 code for a protein of 3333 amino acids. The record is from RefSeq and is a predicted model, not a curated record. Lineage: Eukaryota; Metazoa; Mollusca; Bivalvia; Pectinida; Pectinidae. The transcript has 20 exons.
AGUACAGUUCACUUAUGAAACACUGAUGACGAUACAUCUGGGACUGUGGCAUUUGCAUGUGUUUUGCUAUGUGAAGUAAGGCAUCUGCAUAAAUAUGAUUAAGACAACAUAAGAAUACUCAUGUUUGGUGGCGAUGUUAUACACGUGAAAUCGACAAAUUAAUUACAUGGGAUUUAUUGGCUGCGAUAUAUAUGUGUGAUACACGACUUUAACGCCAUUGGAGAAGAAAGAACCAACUCUGCGGCGUUUCCACGUUUCAGGGUGAGCAAUGAGGCAUAAAACAAUGGAGGCUGCAUCUGUUGCUAUUACGGUGGCCAUUCUAUGUAUUGUACAACCUGUAUCCGGUACAGAUGUUUUAAUUUGUGAGAAUGAAUCUGCCACUCUGUCAUGCUCCUUGAUGGAGGUUGUUGUUAUCCAGAGCGCUUUUUACGGUCGAAAAAACCAACAAACAUGUGUUCGAGACGGCCAAUCCAUGAAGGACACAGCUUGCUCCUCAUCGGUAGCCUUCGCCAGAUACAAAGCACUCUGUGCUGAAAAACAAACCUGUACUGUGACCGCUAGUAAUUCUGUGACGGGAGAUCCAUGUCGAGGCACAUACAAAUAUGCACGAAUCUCAUACACCUGUGUGUCUACUUGCGAUACAAUAACUGAUUGCAUAGAUACGCAAUGUACCAGUAUCACUGAUCGGUGGUGUACACAAUGUCGGGAUGCUGACCUGUUCAAACUGGACAAUGGUGGAAGAUCGUGUACAAGAACUUGCUCUUGGGAAAACCGCUGGUGCUGGCCCGGGACCUGUGGUAGUCCUGACACACACAACUACGCAAGGAACUGUGAAUGUGAUGACGCUAGCUUUACGAGAGUAUAUGAUACAAAUCAGGCAAAGUGUGAAUUGACCAGGUCCCCUGAAAUCUUGACUUGCGGAAUGCAGAUCAUUGACAGCAACAACUCCGUCCUAAUGUCUCGCGUGCCAUCGGGACAACCAACGCAUUGCUCCAAUCAGCAGGACUUUUACGGCAACAUACAGGUUAAACAGGUGGUCACAGACACAAGUUUCGAUUUCCUUGUCAACGUGUCUCACCUGGAUUCUGUAAAGCCACAUUUCGUCCAUGAAUAUGCUUUCGGUGUAACUGACGUGUAUUUCGAUCUUGUGAAGAAAGCAUUGUCAGGUUCAGAAACUGUAACCACAUUUCAAAUCAAAGAAGACCCGGGAAGCACCAGCCCUGAGACUCUCGUGUCUUAUCACCGGGUCAUGGAUAACUAUGUCAGCAAUGGUGAUAUGGAAAAUGGACAACGGCUAUGUCUGCGAUUCGGCGUACAUGGAGGAGGGCAUCUGAUUGCCAAGAAUGUGCAAAAUAAUUCUACGAAUUUUAUAUCAUACACGAAGACAUCCACAUCGAGGGAUUUAUGUUACUGGUAUGAUGACGCAACGCCGAUACAUUGUCGUGAACACAACGUCUGUAGUGAAGAACCACUCUACUCGACCAGCCGCAUCCUGACGAGUCGAGACUUCACAGUGACGUUCUCGGGAUGGGAGGACCCCUCGCCUGUGACAGGAGAUGAAAAGUUUGCCUCCGGUAUAGACACGUACGUGGUAAACCUCUACGAGGUAAAGGAGUCAGGGACAGACUUCCUCGACGUUGGUCGUACUCCAGUUAUCCCCCCAAUCGAGCAAACUUCUCCACUAAACAUCACAAUACCAUCGGGCCUACAUAAUCCGGCUAUGUACGCUGUUGUGUUGGAGGUAAAAGACGUCGCUAACAACGUCAAACAAGCACGCAGAUUUUUCAUAUUCGACAAUUCAUCCAAAAUAUUUGCACGAGAUGAUAAACCGGUAUAUUCCACAACGGCAGCAAUAAAUACAGAAUAUAAGUGGCAAACAAACCUUGGAAAGAUCUGUUAUUCUUGGAUUGACAGAUACUACAAUGAUAAAUUAUACCACCUUAACCUGUUGAGGCCGAUAAAACAAGAUCACCACGGCUUGAUAUCCGGUGCCUAUGAACAGACAUCCGGAAUUCUCCCAGUGACAGGAACUGAAAACGUCCAUGGUAUAACAAUGUUUCUUUAUACAUUGACACGUGACGAGCAGUUGAUAGUUCUGGAAACUGACGUUCCUAACUUUACAUCACAGACCUUGUGCGUCUCUCCAACCUUGGGUGACGGGGAAACCUAUCGUGUAGACAUAGUGGCAAAAGAUAUUAUGAACCAUACGUACUCAGAAUCCCUAACAACUCGCAUAGAUUCAAGUGAACCUGAAAUAGUUAAUUUGUGGCUUGAAAAAGAUGGAUAUAAACGACUUUAUAUACACAACAGCUCCGACCUGUCUAAGAUGACUCUCACAUUUGAUGUCCUGGACAUCCACAGCGGCAUUUACUCUAUAGACUGGUCCCUUGGUACAACAUAUGAAAGUACCGAUAUCGGACAAGGUUCCCUGGGUGUUCAGCGACUCAACGCAAAUGCAUCAUGCCCGGAGGGAGCACUGACCUGCUACUGUCCUUCAGUAGGACCAUGUUUGUACUUCAAUUUCACGCUUACUUUGAAUUCCCUCAUACAUAGAAAUACCCAUAUAGGGAAUCACAACCGUCGGUAUCACUUCACCAUAACAGCCACAAAUGUAGCCCGCCUUGUCUAUAUCAAACAUUUAGAUGUCUUAGCUGACGAUUCGCCCCCGUCUCCUGGGGUUGUAAUAGAAGGGCCGUCCGGGACACCAGAUAUCGACUAUACUAGUGAGGAGUCGGUCAUCGUUAACUGGGCUGGAUUCAUUGACCAUGAGAGUGGGAUUAAGUUAUAUAGAGUAGGAUUGGCUACUGAGUGUCUAGGAAUUGCAGAGUUUCUUGGUUUUAAUAGCAGUAUCGCAAGCAACAACACAAUCAUUAAAGAAACAACGUUGACGUCUAACCGCUUGUUCCUACAAGAAGAAGGCAAGUUCUUCGUGACUGUUGUUGCCUACAAUAACGCUAUGGAACCGUCACAGCCUGUUUGUUCGGAUGGCAUCGUACUUGACAGGUCUGCUCCUGAGGUGGUAAAUCUAACAAUGCAAAGCGCGUGUAUUAAAGAAGCCAUUCAUUGUUCUGACGGAAGCGCUUGGUUUAUUUCAGCAAACUUAACUAAAUUCGAAAUGGGUGAUGCUGAUUGCAGCAGUCAGUGUAUGAAUACAUCAAAGAAUGACUUUGUCUCCGUUUUGCCCAAGAACAUCACAUACAUCACGCUAGCUGAUAACACCUGUGACAUAAGUUCUACACCUAGGAUUAUCUACCUCCCAAUCGAUCUGAUAAACCUUAAAUGGGAUAUAAUAGAAAACGAUAGUCAAGUGCACGAGGCCUUCGUGGGGAUAGGAUCAACAAAGGGAAGUGUGGCGAAUCCAGAUUUAAUAGAUUACCGUAAAAGCCAGCAUAAACACUUUUACAGAGAUAGACAUGCUGGUCUUAAUAACGGAGAUGAGUUUUACGUCUUCGUAAGGAUUACCAACAGUGCUGGCCUACAAACGACGGCAGUAAUUGGUCCAGUCCUCCUCGAUGAAUCACCGCCCCAUUGCCCGCCUAUACUUGUUGCCAGCCUCCGUGACGGUUAUGUGUACAUCCACUGGAAUAACAGCCAGUUCAGCGACAACGAGCAGCAGGAGGUUAUUUCAUCAUUCUUCUACCGAAUAGGACGAAAUGGGAGUCCUGUGUCCGGGUUCAAACCUCUACUCCAUACGAAAUGUGAAGAUAAAUCAUGCUUUAAGCUUGACGAGGCGCAUCUGCACAAGUACGAUGUGGACAAGCAAUUCGAGUUUUACAUCACAGUUUAUGCCUAUAACAACGCUGGUUAUCACUGUACUGUGAACACCGAACCAUUCUACCUUCCCUCUAGUUUCCCACCGGGUCAUGGCCUUGUUUAUGAGGUCAUACCUGAAGUAAGAUCGAACAUUACCAGAGACUACGAUGACGUCGACAUUUUGCUGGAAUCGUCGGAAUUAUGUGUUGCUUGGGAGGGAUUUGAACAUCACGGCACGGUCGAGUAUGAACUUGGAGUAGGGAGAAAUCCAGGAGCUGAUGACGUAGUCCCAUUUCACACUGUGCGUGAUGUCGGUGUUCAUUGUGAAGCAAACACCAACCUCCAACAGUAUAGCCGGUAUUAUACGGCUAUUCGUGCAUCGUCCUCAGGUGGAAAACGUAUCGGUACAUCGGAUGGCUUCACGCUGGUCAACGGAUCGGAUAUUGCCACUUCUAUUCUGCAAGUAUUUGAUGGACAAGGGUGUUUUGAACAAACAGGAACUUCUACGACCACGCUGUUCUUAACAGAAGAAUUCGAGUAUAUUCCAAGUGGUACACAAUUCCACGUCGGUCAUACAUAUACGCUUAUAUCAAACGCCAGUAUAUCUGUUUUCAGCAGAGAAGCACAUAUUUACCAUCAGGCACUAAUAAAUUACCUAUUCUAUACAGCAUUUGUUCCGAUAGUUCGGCAUCCCAGUUUCAAAGUGUCUGCAAAUGAUCAUGCAGAUGUCCAAGUGAGUAUAACUUUUGCCAGUUGUAACGUAGACAAUGACGUAAUAAUCGGAUCCAGGCAAAUUUUCGCUUACUGGGCUAAUAAUGAUUUCCUGAAAUAUUUGUCGCAUAGUGACUUGGAACUGCGGGUCAUACAAGGUGACAAAAACACAGAAGCUGAUCCGGUGACCAUUGCAUAUGGAAAAUCAAUUGGUGUUGUCGCCAACUACACUUUUAGGGACAUUCCGUUGCGAAAGGGAAGGUAUGUGGUUUCCGUUAGACCUUGUAUUGAGAACAUCUGUUUCAAUUGGAUCAACUCAAAUGGGUUUGUUUUAUUAGAAUCAAGAUAUGAUCGGUUCAACAUCGAGGCAUUCUUAGACAAAACUGAAGAUACAUGCUUAAACGUAAAACUGACAAUAUCAAACGUGACAUGUCCGUCUGGGAUAGACGACACACAUCUUGAUGACGUCAUCAUUCGUUGGGGUCUGUUCCUUGAUAACAUGGCAACAACACAAAUAUCAAACUGGAGUAUAUAUCAUCACUCUGAACGCGAAAAUGACGAUUUGACGGUGGAACAUUGUGUAGAAGUUCCAGUCUAUCCGCACCAGCCACUGUUUACUUGUGCAGAGGUCUAUUGUCUUAUGGGACCCUGUGGACAUCAAUGUGUUCCGGUUACGAUAAGAGAGGACCCAAAUCUGUUCGACAAAACCCGGUUGUACGAAGUUGAUUCGGACUCGGACGUUAUUAGAGACAUCAAGAACUCAAUCUACGCUGCUAAUAUAGGGAGCAAACUGGCUUGGUUACACAAAGCCGAGCUUGAUUUCUCUUCCGAGCCUGUGCGAGUUGGAGGAAUAAUUCUAGGAUUGGAAGAGAGUCCUGUCACCUGGUAUCUUCUAAAGGAUACCAAAAAUCAAUCCCUGGCGUGUGACGAUAACCCUUUGUGUGUUGCAAUCGUUCACACAAAUGGAGGGUUUUCUGCCUUUCAUGGAGUUAUCCUUGAAAAUGAAAUACUGUAUUAUGUCUGUGCUGAGGUAGCAAUACGUACAACUCAGUAUGGACAAAUCCACUCUGCGUUCCAAACCUGCGGUGAUGGAUUUGUUAUUGAUAGAAAUUCUCCUGCAAAUGGCGACGUUUCAAUAGCAUCAGAGAAAGGGUACAUCACAAGCACGCGUCACCUACUGGUUCACUGGGAUAACUUUCAGGAUUUCCAUGGUUAUGUAAAGAUGGGAUAUCCCGACGGUAUAUCGAGAUAUGAAUAUUCUAUAGGAAGCAACCCCUUCGGACAGGACGUUGUGGCAAAGACAACAAUCGGGUUGUCAAAUUCCGUGAAAGUUAACAACCCAAGUCUCCAUCCUGGUUUAACAUACUACGCCACAGUGACUGCAUUUGAUCACGUGGGUCAUUCGAGCACAGUGGUUUCCCCCGGAGUUCUAUAUGACGAUACGCCUCCUGUCAGGGGUACGCUUCAUGUGGGCACGUAUCUGAUGGUAGAAAACACUAUUGAGUCAAAGCUCAACGUCCAUUGGACAGGUUUCCAUGACGACGAGAGUGGAAUUGAUAGAAUUCAAUUAGGAAUUGGGUCAACACAAUCGGCACCAGACAUAAUAGAUUUCCGUGACGUCUCGGGUGAUUAUGCCACUUUCACUAGCCUGUCAGAUCUACAUGAUGGACAUAAAUACUUCGUAAUCAUACUGGUGACGAACAGGGCGAGAUUGCCAGUGUUAUCAUCGUCAGAAUCAUUUGUUGUCGAUCAAUCUCCACCUUCAGAGGGCUCCGUCCGAGAUGGACUUUUAUUUCGAACGCCGGACGUAGACUUUCAGGCUAACACGACUCACGCCGGAUGUCACUGGUCCGGAUUCAGUGACCCUCAUUCCGGAGUUCGGUACUACUUAGUGGGGCUAGGAACCCGACCUCUACAGGAUGAUGUCAGAACUUUGUCUUCUUUUGGAACCAAAACAGCAAUUACCUGGCAGCAUAUCGUUAUCCCUGGGGUAAACUUAUUCUGCAUUGUAAAAGCGUGUAACGGAGCAGGAUUGUGUUCAUCUGUGUCAUCCAACGGCUUUACUGUCGACAAUUCACCGCCAGUUCCGGGAAUCGUCCAUGUUGGAGUUGACGGACACCACUCAAGAUACUGGGCUCAUGAAGAUAUUAUUCAAGCUCAAUGGUUCGGGUUUUCUGACGUUGAAUCAGGAAUUAUGAGUUAUAAAGUUUGUAUACGUCAUAUCGCUAGUGACACAUGUGACAUUUUACCAUUCACAAACUUUCUGCUUGCUAAUUUAAUAACACAUGCGAUCUCCCUUCCUCAAGGCGAGGCAUUAUGUGUGGUGGUAAGGGCCGACAACCACCUCGGGAUGUCUACGGACAGCAUCUCCGACAGCUUCAUCGUUGAUCCGAUCCCACCCGUACUGAUCACUUCCCCAGUUCUGGAGUCAGAGGAAGGAUACACGUCAGCAAAAGAUUUAUACCAGUUCGAUCCAUCAAUUCUUAAACUGUCUUGGAUGUUUGAAGAUUCACAGAGUCCGAUUGUAAAACACAUUGUUUCUGUUAAAACCCAUCACGAGGGACACACACCUAUAGAGAACAUUCAUCUGACAAACGUAAACGAAUUUCGUAUAGCGCUUCCAAACAAAGACUGGUUAAAACAAGGAGAUGCAUAUAUCGCUACAAUAACAUCUUGCAAUGAAGCAGGACUGUGUACAUCCGCGAAUUCCAACAGUCUCUUAAUAGAUCCGACUCCUCCACAUCUUGGUGGAAUCACAGAUCCAAUGACGUGGCAUUCUGUUACGGAAUCGGGUAAAACUGUGUCGAACAUGAACGUCACGUUAACUGGAUUCAAAGAUGUCGAAUCGGGUAUCAAAAUGUACCAUAUAAUCGUUGGUGAAACAUAUAGCGGAUCGGAGCUUACUGAUGGUGUUCAAUCAUUCGUACCAGUCUCUUCUGAGGGAGUCACUGAAACCGUCCAGAUCGGGCUAAAUACAAAUACAAGGCCAGGACAAUUAUUGAUAAUCUCGGUAUGGGCAGAAAACCAUGCGGGACUGAGCAGCGCUAUGGGUAAAGUAACAGUGACUGUUGUGUCCUCAAACGAUAUCAACAUGCAAGGAGAACUUGAAAUUUUACGGCAUUCAUGUGAUGCUCACUAUUGUAACAAGGACUGCACAUGUGCAGUGAUAGGACAAAAAUGUCACAACGUCGAUGUAAUAUCUGAGUGUAAGUAUAACAAUCAAACUGACUCCAUAUCUUUGCAUAUCGAUAUUGUUCAUGGCUCCAAGAAUAAACCGGCGUCAGCGUCCUCAGCAUGCAUCUCUGCUCACUGGACAACCAAUGGAUCUGGAGUAGAAAAUAUAACACGAUUUGAGUGGAGUAUGGGACAGCUCGACAUGCCUGUUGGAACUGGGAUAUUUGAUCCUUUACUUGACAAUCUGUGGUAUGACGUGGGACAUCAAACGGCAUUUGUUCACUGUUUGAGCGGAGAAUGGUAUCUACAGCAUGGUAUGAGUUAUGUGGUCUACGUCAGAGCAUGGACUUCUGCGUCGGAAAUGACUGUGUUCGUGUCAUCCCCAGUUCAUAUCGACAAUACACCACCAGCUGCCAGAAGGGGACGUUAUAUCAUAGAAAACGACAAUAGGACGUGUGACGUUGACCUCGACUUCACAACGACGCUGGAUUCAUUGACGACAUGCUGGGCGAAUAUAUUUGUCGACUCUCAAAGCGGGAUAUACGCCUACCAUGUUUCUUUGGGAACCACUCCAGGAGGCGACGAUGUCAAAACACCAACUGAUGUCGGCUUAAACACUUCCAAGUCGUGGCCCGACUUAACCCUGUCUCCUGGAACUACAUAUUACGUCACUGUGACGGCUAUAAACCACGUGGGACUCCACACAACGCUUGUCUCGGAUGGGGUGCUGGUAGAUCAGGAAAGGCCAUAUGCAGGCAUCGUCUUCAACACAGACCAGUUCUAUAAUUCUCAUACUCAGAACUCGCGAGACGUUGGAGUAUCCUUCCGCGGCAUUGGCGACCGACAUUCAGCCAUUGAAACAUUCUUUGUAGCUUUAGACAAAUCAUUCAACAUUAGUACAGAAUCGCUACAGUUCAAAAGGACAGGUUUACGGAAUUCAGUUAAGUUUAUCGAUGAAAAUCUCACUGACGGACAGUGGUUUGUGUUUGCCGUCAAAGCGUUAGACGCUGCAGGGUUUGAGAGUGAAACAAUGUUCUCCCCGCCCGCCAUGUUUGAUUCUUCGCCGCCGACAGCAUUCGAAAUCCGCUCAGUUGAUACUUUGCACAACGAAACUGUAGUAGCAGAAAAUGGAACAUUAUUUUGGACACAGAAGUUAGUCAAACAUGCAAAAACAGAAGUAUAUAUGUUACUCCUAGUUUUCGAUGACAUUGCAGACGGUUACUUAGCCGAAGUAUCAUUUGAAGACCAAAAGAAUUUGUUUUCUAUUAGGGCUAACACUAAUGAUGAUUAUGAAGUCCAGGUUUCAUUUGCAAGCUCCUAUCUCUUUAUUGAUGAGCGAAUAUUGACUGUUAAGAUUGAAAACAUAGUGGCCGAUAUCAAAAUGAGACUUUUGUUGAAUGUCAGUGAGAACGUGACGCGUUCGAAUCAGAUAGAUGACGCUGUGAUUGUUCGACAGGUGUCGCCAUCGGAGCUAGUAGUGACAAUCAAUGUUCUGGAUGAAGAAAGUGGAAUCAAAGCGAUUUACGUCGGUGCGGGGUCCACACGUGGUGGGUUCCAGUUGCAUCCCCUUGUUCUAGUGUCGUCCUUGUCUAACAUAUUACUCUACACGAAGACUCCUCAUGGACAGGUGGUACAUGUUUCGGCAAUAGUAGAGAACCAUGCCGGAGAUCGCGGUCACUUUCACUCCCGUGCUAUCACUAUGGACCACACGCCACCGAUGAUAUCAAACGCAUCGAUGACUACGACUUUCAUAACCUCUGGGGAGCAAAUCUUUACCAAGGUUAGCAUCACGUGGGAGGUCCAGGAUGCUGAAAGUUCAUCUACAGAGUGCUCGUGUGCCAUCGUGAAUUUUGCGGACCAAACACUCAUUGACGGAAUUGAAAUAGUACCAUCGCUCAAACAAUUUCAAACAACACAUCUUACCUUGACGCAUGGUACGGUGAUAUUGGCACUCAUCACCUGUUUGAAUGAUGCUAAACUAAAACAUUUCAUAUCUGUUGGACCUAAACGUAUCGCCUUUCUCUCACCAAAUGUGGACAAUGCUAAAAUAUUCUUCGACACAUCGGUCAGGACAACUUCUGGAGUUCCUGUUAUCCGUCCAAGUUCGCCCUUAGCGUUUUCCUGGGGAGACGUCGACGACUCUUUUGAAAUCAAGGGUUAUGCGUAUCGUAUCCUUCAGGGUGACCAGGUGACGCGCAGCUGGGAGGACACAGAGAUGAGGACCUAUGUAUCGGUAGAGGACGUUAGUUUGACAGACAACCGUCUGUAUACCGUGGAGGUAACGACAUGUAACUAUGACGGAGUCUACAGCGAUGCCAUCAAUGCCUCUGUGCUUGUCCUUGAGGACGCCCCAUCACUUACAAAUUAUCCUCCUACGGUGACUAGAAGUGGUGACAGUUUGGAGAUUGCCUGGGAUAGUGUGUUUUCCGUACGACCCGACCUUUUGCCGACAUACUCCGUGAUUAUCGGGUCAGAAAAAGGAUUUGCCGACAUCUUAAGACGUGUGGAGACAACAGAACAGCGUCACGUAUUUCAGAAUACGUACAGCGGAAGUGACGUAUUUACCAUUAUCACCUGUACAUAUAUGACAGGGACGUCGGCUGUAGUUCGUGAAAAACUGUCUUUUUCCUAAACACAGAACUCAAUUGUACAUGAACAUCUUAAUAUUAUGUAACUAAUAAUUGAGAAUUAGUACAAGCAUCACCGUAACUUCAUUCAGCUACAAAUCAAACUACUCCUCCAUAUACAAUUAUACAUAUUAAUAAGCUACAUUUGUAACAUUAUCAUCCUGCCUUAUGUCAUUUCUGAUUUUUUUGUAUUAAAUGUUUUUUUCUUUAUCUUUAAGGCGAAUUCGAACCUCGAAAACGUCAUUAAAUUGUUAAGUAAAUUGUGCAUAGAUAAAUGUUUAGAUCUUUGAACGGCUAUUAUAUUGUAACAUAAAUGUUUAUAAACAAAUCAUGGUAUCAAUAGUUUCUAUCCUAUUUAAUGGUUUUGAUACAAUGUAUAUUCCAAUUACAUGUAUAUCCGUGGUUAUCUAACAAUCCAACAUUCCGUCUGUUCAUAUUUUGUAUUUUUGGAGUAAAACUAAUAAAAUAACUUUUUCAUAUCAAUUAUCUUUUUUUUUAUUUGCUCAUCAUGGUGACUAUAAUCAUAACUUGUCUAACAGCGUGCUUUCGUCUAGUGGGUAGAAUUGGAAGUUAAAACUAUCAUUCACAUCAAUGCGGAAUAAGGUUUUCGAUGACAUACACGUUACGCGCGAUGUUGGUGACGCCGCUUCAAAACACGAUGGCGCCCGCCAAAAGUAUCUCUGUAUUAUUCAGUUUUCAGAACUUGAUGUCAUAUUAUAUAUCACAGAAAAAGUUUUUUCAAGUUCAUUCGUCUUUUUAACAUGAAAAAUUCUGUUUCAUCUUAACAACCUCGAAAACGUCACAAAAACUCAAGUAACGCGUAACAUCUGCAGGGUAAGAGGUUUCAAAGAAAUUCUAUAAAUUCGUGAUAAAAGUGUGCAGAGAUUUAAAACCAAAGAUUUACGGAAGCAGAAAUGACGUCAAAAGUUUCAUUGGGAUUAGUGAUUGGCAUAUUUACCAAGUCUUCUCCAAACCGCUAUGAACAGAAUGUAACUCUUACCCAGCAGGAAGUUUGGUAUGAAUCUAUUGUGUUGAUAGGAGGAUAUUGUCAGAUAUUUGAGAUAUAUAAAGUUGUAUCUGUAAUGUGUCUUUGUCGAAAUUACCAAACAAAAGAAUAUUAUCAAUAUGAAAUAAAGUUUUCUUGUUACACAAGAAAAAUUAAA